This is a messenger RNA of Puntigrus tetrazona (Sumatra barb), 1743 nucleotides long. It is a transcript of the gene nuf2, whose product is annotated as UF2 component of NDC80 kinetochore complex. The coding region runs from base 131 to 1495 and encodes 454 amino acids. The transcript has 14 exons. Gene Ontology annotation, cellular component: kinetochore; Ndc80 complex. Gene Ontology annotation, molecular function: protein-containing complex binding. Lineage: Eukaryota; Metazoa; Chordata; Actinopteri; Cypriniformes; Cyprinidae. Gene Ontology annotation, biological process: meiotic chromosome segregation; attachment of mitotic spindle microtubules to kinetochore; kinetochore organization. The record is from RefSeq and is a predicted model, not a curated record.
UAGAGGGCGCUGCACGCGUUGUUUACGCGACUCCUCGUGACGUAAGGACGCAAGGCGGAAGUGACGACAGAGGCGCGUAAAGUUUAAAUUUGCUUCAGUUGACGGCGGGGACUCCGAGCGUAAACUUGACAUGGCUGAAAACACUUUCCCGGUGUACAAGGUGGAUACAAUUGUGCAGUUCUACCGGACCGAGGUUUUGAUCGGACAGGAGGCUAAGCAUUUUACCAAGAAUGAUAUCACUCCGAACCCAAAGGCCGAAUCCAUCCAGAGACUCUACAUGAGAGUUUUGCAGCUUCUUUUUCGCUUCAGACCCGAGUGCCAUUACGCCGUUCCCUUGUCUGAAAAUGUCCAGCACCCGAUGCUGUACGAGGCGGUGACCCCGGUCAUGAGUGUUUACAUGCGCAUGUGCCAGUUCUUACCACUUUGUCACGUGUUUGAUUUUUCUCUCAAUGACUUGCUCAACCCCAAGAGCAAGCGCACAGUCAUCAUACUGAGUGCAAUCCAGAAUUUCCUGCAGUUCAGGAAGCAGAGGCUGGAGAUAACUGCUGCCCAUCAGCAAUGUUUUCGGUCUGAUAUGGACCGACUCCAGGCAUACACAAGAGAAAUAAAGGAAGCUGAGAGAAAGAUUGACAAACUGACUACCAUACCUCCAGAGCAGCAAGCAGAGGCUAAAGAGCUAGCAAACGCUCUGGCAGAACUGACCACUAACACGCAGCAUGAGUACCAGGAUGUGAGCGCAAUGAAUGAAACGGUUGCACAGUGCAAGACUGAAAUUGCUGAAUUAUCACAGAAAUUGACUCAGAGGAAAGUGGAUGUGGCCACACUGAAGGAUGAGAUCGUCAAGCUCAAGUCUCAAAUUGUGGAGUCACCCGAAGAGCUAAAAAAUGAAAUGGAAAGGAUGAAAGAGAAUGUGAAGAGCAUUAGGAUGUCAAAAGAGCUCGCCGAUGAGAGGUUGGUGGAACUCCAGAUGUUGGUGCAGUGUGCGAGUCAGGUGGAGGCAGAAAUCCAGGUCUUACUCAAACAACUGCAGGACUUACAGAGCAGUAUGUGCAAGACCAACCAGCAAAAAGAGGAGGUCCAGAGUUUAGCGGCCAUGAAUGAGAACUUGCAGAAGGAGCUGAAAAGCCUGAGCAAUGAAGAGGCCCAGCUAAAGAGGGCUCUUGCCAUGAAACUGGACAAGGAGUCUAAACAACAGAUCCGUCGACAGAAGAAAAAAGAGGUGAAGGAUCAGCAAGUCAAAAAUAUUUACGGGCAAUAUGACAAAAUCCACCAGAAACGGGAGGAGAUUGUAAAAAGGAUAGAAGAAAGCAACCGUGAAACCAAACGGUUCAGGGAAAAGAUGCAGAAGCUUAGAGAAAAGUGCAACCAGCAAACUCAAAAGGCCCAGGAAUUCUAUGAGCAUCUUCUCACAACUUUGGAGCAGUACAACAAGAGAAUUGAGGGCAUUGUGGUGGAGACCAAUGCAGACACUUUAAAAAUGAAGUCACACUUCUAAAAUUUCAGUUUUAUACUCUACUGUUAUUUCAAAUUCCUGCCUUUUGUUUAGUGUCUGUGUUUUUGUCAUUUCUAAAUGUAUUUUUCCUUAACAGAAUUGUAUUUGGAUGUUAGGUGGCAAAAAGUUUCUUAUUGGUUUACCUGUACAGGGAAUAGACUUAACUCCUAACACUUGUGGUUCUUUUAUAAAACACAUUUAUUGGUAACAUUUGAAUUUUCCCUGUUCAAAUGAAGCAUUAUUGGAUGCGU